CCAAACUCUCCUCUAUAGGGUCUUUGUGUCGAAGGUUUAUUUAUUUAUUUUUAUUUUUUUUCAGACUUUUCCUUCUUCUCUAGACAUGCCAAACCGCAAAGGAACGGCUUCCCUUAAAGGAAAUCAAAACCCCUCGCUCCUUUGAACCCAAGAGUUUUCAGUUUUUCAAGCAAAGAUGUUUGAAGCCGUUGAGCAUUCCCCUCACUCCAAAAGGCCAAAACUUUCUCCCUUUCCUAGCUGCAAGGAGACUCCGCCGGAAACCAUGGUUGAAGAGAAAGAAGACCUCAUGAUUUCACCAACCGGUGGACACCCAUUUCACAAAACAGCCCACUAUCUCAAACCCAUUUCGCCUUCCUCCCUUUUCGAGUCUUUCACCUCCCAUAUCCCCACCUCACCCUUGGACCCAAAAUAGUGGCCAUCCCAGCUUCAGUUCCGUGGAUGGCGCCGCGACCACCAAGACUUGCUGACUUGGGUUCACCACUUGGCUUCUACUCACCAAUCCACGUGGAAGAAAGCCGGCAUUUACGAACCCAUCUUCAACUCGACUUACCAGAUAAGAAGAAACAACGACUUGGUUUGUGUGUUUGCAGAGAAAUGGUGUUGUGAGACCAACACCUUCGUUUUUCCAUGGGGUGAAACCACAAUCACAUUGGAGGAUGUUAUGGUUUUGGGAGGCUUCUGUGUUUUGGGAGACUCUAUUUUGAGUCCUAUUGAAAGCAGAGAGCUGAAAGAAAUAGAAGAGAAACUUGAGAAAGAGCGAAAAGGACUAUACGAUUACAGUGGGCGUGGGUCUAAGGUGGCCAGCGCAGAGUUAUGGAUGAAGAAAUUCAUGAAGAGCGGGAGUAAACUAGAGCACCUAGCAUUUCUCGUCUUUUGGUUGUCCAGGCAUGUUUUCCACGGCAGUCGUGAUUCAGUAAACAAGGCUGUUUUCUCUGUUGCAAUUCAUUUAGAUAGGGGCAUUCGGAUUGCUCUUGCACCGGCUGUUCUUGCUCACAUUUAUGGAGAUUUGAGUCUGCUUAAAAGGACUAUUGUAGCUUCAAAUGGCAGUAAUGAAUUAAAGCUAGAGUCACCAUUUCAUUUACUUCAGGUUUGGGCAUGGGAAAGGUUUUUGGAACUUAGGCCAAAGCCCAAUGUUAUGAGCUAUGCUGAGCCAAGAUUGGCUAGAUGGGAUAGAAUACAUGGUCAGGAUUUCGGAAAUUUGAGGAUUGUUUUAGACUCUGCUGGAGAAUGUUUCAUGUGGCGCCCUUAUGCCAUUGCCAUUGAAAACUGGAAGCUUCCUAGUUACUGUUCAGAAAAAGAUAGGUGCGUUGGUUCUGGUUUGGAUGAUGAGUUCCUUUCAUUUGCUCUAUGCUUGAGGGUAACUGAUUUGGUUGGAUUUGGUCGAAAUGAGCGAUACCUUCCGCAUAGGGUGGCUAGGCAAUUUGGAUAUGAUCAAGAUAUUCCGUGUGUCAUUGCUCAAUUCAAUGAUGGUUCUGGUAUUUUCAUUCCUCAUAUAUCCUGGAAAUAUCACAUGAAGGAAAUUAAGGAUGUAAAAUUGUAUAUUCCAUCUAGGCUGUCUGAAGCAGAUGUGAGCACAAGAUACAUGAAAUGGUGGGAGGAAACAGUAUCAGGCCUCAAACACAUAACUAAGCCUAGGAUGCCACCGAAGAAGAAAGCAAAGACUACUGAGGGAUCACUACUGACGGGUAAACCUGCCCUCAGGCAUCCUGGUUUCCGGCGAACGAAAGUUGCUGAGGGUUCAAAUGAAAGAAACAGGUUUACUGGUUUCACCAUUCCUUCUGUUUCUUGUCCAAAGAGCUAUGCAAAAGUAGUAAAGAUUUCCAAAGUACAUAAUGUAGGUAAUAAUUCCCUUGUUCCUCCCGGAUUUCCUCCCAGAUUUCCUCCCACAGGUAAUAUGAUGGAAGUUGGAGACACUAUGGACAAAGAUGAACCGACUAGUCCAGAAAUUUUGGAAAAAGGGAAGCAAAAAAACGUUGAAACUAGAAAAGGGGUUGAUGAUUCAAUUGCUGAUGGAAGUUCUGUUGAUGAUAUUAUGAAGUCAGAAAGAUUGGAGAAAGAGGUUAUGCUGAGUCCGACUUUGGUUUGGGGAAGUAAGGCCAAGAGGAACAUUAAAUAUGUAAUUGUGAGUAAUGCAAGAAGUCUAGAUAAUGACAUGGUAAGAACUAUUGGCAAUGAAUGGGCUAGCAGGGUUGAGAGACAGGUUUCAGAGCUUAAAAAUCUUGUAAGAAACUUUAAAGAAUCAGACAUUUUGAAAUAUUGUAAGCAUAAAAAUAUUGAAACUAGAAGAGAUGGUGACUGCGUGAAGUUAUCAGGUGAAGUUCAAGAUUUGGCAUCUUCAACUGUGGAAGAAGGUUCUGUUAUGAAACAGGUUUCAGAGCUUAAAGCUAGGGUUAGCAAGCUUGAAAGUUUGGCUGACAUGUUUCAAACAAACACUAGUGGAGCAGGUAUGGGAACAGCUAAGGAAAGAUAGCACUCCUCUAAUUUGGUGAAGCAUGCAGUUCGACUAUUUCUUAGCUGUUAUUUCAACUCUUCCAUAUGGACGAGGCACAACAUUCUGGGAUUCAUCUAAAGUUAAGAAAAUGUCUUUAGAAAAGAAGAAUUCUAUGCAGAUAAUAAAAGUUUAGUUUUGUCCUAGAUUUCCAGUGCUUCCUGUUUGGAAGAUAUUGUCAAUGCUAAUACCUCAGGUAAUCGACUGAUUAGUCUUAUACCAUUGUAAAUCCUCAACCGUAUAUUAGUAUGCUAUUUAGAACUACCACCAUUGUUUGGUAUUCAUCGUGUGCUUCACGUGUCUCAGAACUGCUCACCACUUUCUACAUGCAAACCAAAAGCAGUCAAGAUAGGUUAUAUUGAUUAGAAAGGUAUAGACAUAUUGAAUAUCUUGGGUCAUUUCAUAGAUAAUAUAGAGGAUUCUACAAAAGUUCUCUCUUAAGAAUUCGGUGAACCGCCAUGUUACUCCAAUAAUGAUUUACGAAUCCUCACUUUAAUUUUUUUUAAGUUACCCUCUGAAAAUCAUUGCUACAACAUUUUAUUCCAAUCAUAGAUCAUUAGUCUUAAAUCUAUAAUCAAACAACAUUUUUGGUAAUAAUUAAGAUCUUUUUUAUUUAUUUUUUUAUUUUUUUUAUGGCAGAGAUGAUUAUUUAGAAAAUGAACUCUUCCUAUUAUGAAAGUCUAAAGUAAUGAUUUCUCAAUCACAAUUGGGGUCAAGACGAGGUGAAAAUGAAAACUUUAGGAUUUCCAUAGGUUUUGGAUUUCAUAAGGUGCACCCAUCAAUUCAAAGAAUCAUGUGCAGAAAGUUAGUAUAGCAAUAGAUGUAAGGAACAUAGAACUCAUCGGGUGAACUACAAAUCCUGAUCUUUUUUCGUUCUUUUUUCUAGGAAGGCAAUCAAACUCAAUUUGAUUCUCAAACUAUGAAAAUACUAUUCUAUUGUUUGGCGAGCAAUGCGUUGUUGAAUUUAACUACGUUCCCAAUGCUUUUUUUUUUUUUUUUUAUCAAGUUAAGGCUUCUGGUCAGCUUAUGUUCUUCAUGUGCAUGAAGGCCAACUGGUGGCCAAAACACAGUUUGAAGGGUUGAGCUUUGUGCUAGUGCAUUUCCUUAUGCAAGCUUUCGUAAUGAGAAACUGAACAAACAUAGAUGACAAAUUGAUCUCUUUACCGAAUUUGUCUUUACAUAUCGCAUGCAUGUUUCCACGUUCCAAAGCUCGAGCAUUUUUCACCAUGAUCGCCAGCUAUGUAACCGUCCAGGCAGGUGUAAUCACCUAGAACAGCUUGUUGCGUGCACUUUGUCGAAUUUAUCUUUCUCAUCUCCUUAAAGCCGGGUUAUCAACUGGUCCUUUCAUAAUUCAUUACUCAAGUUUUGCUUCCAUGUUGUGCAUUUCAUGCUACUCUGUUUCAAUUUUUCUCCCUAAAGAUCCUUGAAGCAGUUCAAGUUUUUACUGUGGUGUCGAAUAUAAGAGAUAUUCUCUGUCAAUUUUUCCCUAGUCAAUCUGCCAACAUCAUUGAUUCUGUGACGAGCUCCGUAAGUACUAAUAACCAAAAACUGUUUAUGACUUUAUCUGAUUUUUCUUUCUAAAUAUUAUUCGUAAUGUUAACUUUUUUAAAUCUUCAGCAUUCAUAGUAUUAGGGGCGGAGCCACAUUGGGGCACGGUGGGUCCCGUGCCCCAGUGAGAUUUUAAGUAUAUAUGUAAUUUGGUUCAAUAUAGGAACUAAGAACUGCCUUAUUGCAGUGGUUGGGGCGCAUACUUAUGUAAGAUUGGUCCUUGGUUCGAUUGCUGCUACCAGCAAUGUGCUAAUCUUUUUCGAUUUUUUUCUGUUUUUCUAACAUUAAUACUAUUAUCUCCUCUCAGCAAUGUGCUAAUAUUUUUUUUA
This is a messenger RNA of Rosa chinensis, 4365 nucleotides long. RefSeq lists its product as uncharacterized. The coding region runs from base 662 to 2470 and encodes 602 amino acids. The transcript has 2 exons. NCBI's taxonomy places the organism in Eukaryota, Viridiplantae, Streptophyta, Magnoliopsida, Rosales, Rosaceae. Gene Ontology annotation, biological process: meristem maintenance; meristem development. The record is from RefSeq and is a predicted model, not a curated record.